UUGAGCAAAACUGAUUCGUUGACCAAACCCCGCGCAUCAUCGAUACCAACACCCAUAGAAAAAUUUGGAAACUUUUCAAUCUCAUUUGCUUCUUCCAAUCACCAAAACCCAAAUCUCGAUUCUGGGUUCUGGGUUCUUCACUCAAUGAAAUGAAGCUAGAAACAAAAACACGAACAUGAGCCAAUGUUGCUGAUUAUGUGUUUGAUACAACAAAGUUAGCAGUGGUUCCUGUUCUUCAAUUUGCGACAGAGGUUACAGUAAUGGCGUGGAGAAAUGGGUGUGAGGAAGUGGCCCAAUCGAAGCCUCUGUUCCUCACGAUCUACACCGUUGUCAUCAUUGGAAUCGUUGUUUCCUUCUUCUAUGUCUUCUCUGCAAUUUACUCUUCCAACAACUUGCUCUCCUCACCUUCCACUGUUUCUUCUUCCUUCUCUCAUGAUAAUCAGCCUCCUAGGGAUCAAACACUCAACAUUUCCCAGUCAGAAGUGAUUCAUAAUGUGCCCCCACCUUCUCUGGAGCCUCAAAAUGCAUCGACAAAGUCUCUAUGGGAUGUUCCUCCACUCGACAAAAAGAUGCCCGCUUUGGAGACUUUCCGACUGACCAAAGAGCUGGUUCAGCAAAGGGUGAAAGAUAAUGUUGUAAUAGUGACCUUUGGUAACUAUGCAUUCAUGGAUUUUAUUCUGACUUGGGUGAAACAAUUGACAGAUAUGGAAGUCACUAAUUUUCUUGUUGGUGCGAUGGACACCAAAUUAUUGGAGGCACUAUAUUGGAAAGGGGUACCAGUUUUUGACAUGGGCAGCCAUAUGAGCACAGUGGAUGUCGGCUGGGGUUCUCCAACAUUUCAUAAAAUGGGAAGAGAAAAAGUUAUUCUAAUAGAUGCCAUACUUCCUUUUGGUUUCGAGCUGUUGAUGUGCGAUACCGACAUGGUUUGGAUGCAGAACCCGCUUCCAUAUCUUGCUCGCUAUCCAGAAGCAGAUGUUUUGACUUCAAGUGAUCAGUUAAUACCAACAGUUGUUGAUGAUAGUCUCGAAGUUUGGAAUGAAGUUAGUGGAGCCUACAACAUAGGAAUUUUCCAUUGGAGACCCUCAGAGUCGUCAAAAAAGCUGGCAAAGCAAUGGAAAGAAAUGCUUCUAGCUGAUGACAAGAUAUGGGAUCAGAAUGGUUUUAAUGAUAUCGUACGCAAAAGCCUAGGACCAUCCGUUGGUGAUGACAGUGGACUUGUUUAUGCAUUUGAUGGAAAUCUGAAGCUGGGAAUUUUGCCUGCAAGUAUUUUCUGUAGUGGCCAUACAUAUUUUGUCCAGGCUAUGUAUCAGCAGCUAAGGUUGAAGCCUUAUGCUGUGCACACAACAUUUCAAUAUGGAGGCACUGAAGGAAAGCGUCACCGACUGCGAGAAGCCAUGCUUUUCCAUGAUCCACCGGAAUACUAUAAUCCUCCAGGGGGCUUCUUGUCAUUUAAGCCAUUUAUCCCAAAAGGCUUGUUGUUAAGUGGAGAACAUAAUGUUGAAUCACAUUUUGCCCUUGUUAAUUACCAAAUCAAACAGAUUAGGACUGCACUUGCAAUUGCUUCCCUUUUGAACAGAACACUGGUCAUGCCUCCACUAUGGUGCAGGAUUGAUAGGCUAUGGUAUCCUCAUCCCGGCAUUUUAGAAGGGACUUUGACUAGGCAACCUUUUCUCUGUCCUUUGGAUCAUGUAUUUGAGGUGAAUGUUAUGUUGAAAAAACUCCCAGAAGAAGAGUUUGGCCCUGAAAUAGCUAUUAGAGAAUACUCAAUAAUUGAUAAUCCUUCUCUGCCAUCGGAGGUUAAAAAUUCAUGGCUUGAUGUUCAACUCUGUAAAGAAGGAACCCCAGAUUGUGAUGCAUCAGAUAAUACCACCCUUGGGGGAUUUCUCAAAUUUCCAAAACAUAGCAAUGAAGAGACGUUUAUGAAAAUUUUCUCACCAUUCAAGGAUGUCAAAGUUAUCAAGUUCUCUUCAGUGCAAGAUGCUUUCACAGGUUUCACUAACAAGGAAAGGGAAGAGAGAUUCAGAAACCGUGUCAAGCGAUACGUAGGCAUAUGGUGCUGCGUGCUUGAUCAUGAUCCCGGUCACAUAUAUUACGAUAUGUACUGGGAUGAGAAACCUGGAUGGAAAGCAAUUCCCCCUCAAACACCAGAGGACGAUCAUCCACCUUGGUGAAGAGACCCAAGUGCAAAGUUGGUUUAGUUUCUAACCGUGAUUGUGAAGGCCAACAAUGUAUACUUUACAAAAGCAAAGAAGAUUUGUAUCCAUAUUGAGGAUGUAAGUUAUUAUAGAGGAAUUAGCAAACAAUUGGAUCUUGUGUAGCAAUUGAGGAAAUUUUUGUCCUUUUAUCAAACUAUAUUAGCAUCGCGGACUAGAGAAAUGGAAGCCUGCAAUUUGGAUUUGUGAGGUGCACUUAUUUACCCUUUUGAUUUCUUUAAAUUGCAUACUUGUGAUUAUAAUA
Messenger RNA from Arachis stenosperma, 2457 nucleotides. Its product is annotated as arabinosyltransferase XEG113-like. The record is from RefSeq and is a predicted model, not a curated record. Bases 261 to 2171 code for a protein of 636 amino acids. Gene Ontology annotation, molecular function: arabinosyltransferase activity. The transcript is spliced from 13 exons. NCBI's taxonomy places the organism in Eukaryota, Viridiplantae, Streptophyta, Magnoliopsida, Fabales, Fabaceae. Gene Ontology annotation, cellular component: Golgi apparatus. Gene Ontology annotation, biological process: cell wall pectin biosynthetic process.